GAAGAUCUAUGGGUAACUUAGUAGCACUAGCAGCAAUUGCAGCCUGUGGCCACUAGAGGCAGCCGAGCGCCGACGCACAAACCUGUAGGUAAGCAGAGACGUUUUUUGACGUAAGGAAAGAAGGAGAAGCCUCUCUCCAAGAUGGCGACGACCAUAGACAACAGCAAUGCCGUUCAGGCGACUAAGAGAAAGCACCUCGGAAUCCCCGAAGCCGUGUUUGUGGAGGAUGUCGACUCAUUUAUGAAGCAGCCGGGGAAUGAGACGGCAGAUUCGGCGCUAAGGAAGCAGGAUGAACAGUACCAGAAAUACAAAUACAUGGAGCUCAACCUGUCUCAGAAGAAGCUCAGGUUGAAAAGCCAGAUCCCACAAAUCACACAGACGCUAGAAAUCCUGCGACACAUGCAGAAGAAAAAGGAGACCACAGCGCCCAUGGAGACGCACUUCCUGUUGGCUGACAACGUUUACUGCAAGGCCUCAGUGCCGCCCACCGACAAAGUCUGCCUAUGGUUAGGGGCUAACGUCAUGUUAGAAUACGACAUUGAUGAUGCCCAAGCUCUCCUAGAGAAGAACCUAUCCACAGCAUCUCGUAACCUAGAGACACUCGAGGAUGAUCUGGAUUUCCUGCGAGACCAGUUCACUACCACCGAAGUCAACAUGGCACGAGUCUACAACUGGGACGUGAAGAGAAGGAGCAAAGAAAACCUCCUGAAAUCAGCAGACAAGUCUUAAUUUCGACAGGAGAGCGUCCAUGUCCCCCAUGUGCUAACUAUCUUCUCCUUCAGUCAAUAAAAAAAAAAAAAUCCCCCCAAAUUCAUGUGUAUGUUGACCCCAGGGCUCUGCACAUGAGAGGGCACAUUUGAAAUAUUUGUAAAAGUUGUAGUGUGCAUGAAGUCAUUGUGAUUAUUAACUCAAGCACACAUAAUAACUAUUUUGAAUAUGCCCUCUGAUAAGUCAGGCCCCAACCUCUACCACUACUGUUUUCUGUUGAUUUGUUACUUUUAAAGUAUUUUUUCAAGUAAAAACUAACAAAAAAAACAAAGGCAACCAGGCACUUUUUGUAUUCUUUUUAACGAUUUGAGUAUGUUCCUGUUAUCUUUGUCAGGUUUAUGCAGAAAAAGGGUUCCUCGCAUCGUCUUUCCUUUCCCUGCAUUUUUCCCUCCUUACUGACCUGCACGUCCUCAACCUGCAACAGCGUUCACACAUGGGACUUUUUACUUGAGUUGUUAGUCCUUGAAACACAUCCAGUAACCAUUAUACUCCGUAGAAUCCGACCCGUAGGAUCACAAAGAUCACAACAGAAGAAGAGUACAACUUGUUCUGCCUUGUGGCUCCAGUUCUUACUUCAGAGGGAUCAACUCCACACCUGCUGCUGCUCUGUCCCUUGACCUUUCCACACUCAAACCAUCUCUUCCUCGUCCUCCUCUCCUCUUAGCCGCUGUUCUGUCUGUAUUUAUUUGUCUCUCACUGUACUCAUUAAACGAUGAAUGAAGUAAAAGAAGAACAUUUUGGCAAAGAGACAAGACCUUGA
This is a messenger RNA of Etheostoma spectabile (orangethroat darter), 1528 nucleotides long. It is a transcript of the gene vbp1, whose product is annotated as von Hippel-Lindau binding protein 1. The coding region runs from base 142 to 729 and encodes 195 amino acids. The transcript is spliced from 6 exons. Gene Ontology annotation, molecular function: tubulin binding. Gene Ontology annotation, cellular component: cytoplasm; prefoldin complex. The record is from RefSeq and is a predicted model, not a curated record. Lineage: Eukaryota; Metazoa; Chordata; Actinopteri; Perciformes; Percidae. Gene Ontology annotation, biological process: protein folding; microtubule-based process; tubulin complex assembly.